Molecule: messenger RNA, 810 nt
Organism: Orycteropus afer afer
Lineage: Eukaryota; Metazoa; Chordata; Mammalia; Tubulidentata; Orycteropodidae
Gene: GEMIN2
Product: gem nuclear organelle associated protein 2
Exons: 10
Coding region: 1-810 (269 amino acids)
Biological process (GO): spliceosomal complex assembly; spliceosomal snRNP assembly
Cellular component (GO): nucleus; SMN complex; spliceosomal complex
Source: RefSeq, a predicted model, not a curated record
AUGGCGUGGGUACCUAUGGAGUCUGUAGUGGAAGAGCUGAUGCCCCGCCUCUUACCGGUGGAGCCCUGCGACUUGACAGAAGGUUUUGAUCCCUCGGGACCCCCGAAGACGCCUCAGGAAUACCUGAGGCGCGUCCAGCUCGAAGCAGCCCAAUGUCCAGAUGUUGUGGUAGCUCAAAUUGACCCAAAGAAGUUGAAACGAAGGCAAACUGUGAAUGUUUCUCUUUCCGGAUGCCAACCUGCUCCUGAAGGAUAUUCGCCCACACUUCAGUGGCAACAGCAACAAGUAGCCCAGUUUUCAACUGUUCGACAGAGUGUGAACAAGCAUAGAAAUCACUGGAAGUCACAACAGUUGGAUAGUAAUGUAACCAUGCCAAAAUCUGAGGAUGAAGAAGGCUGGAAAAAAUUUUGUUUGGGUGAAAGGUUAUGUGCUGAAGGGACAGUUGGACCAGCUACAAAUGAAAGUCCAGGAAUUGAUUAUGUACAAAUUGGCUUUCCUCCUUUGCUUAGUAUUGUUAGCAGAAUGAAUCAGGCAACAGUAACUUGUGUCUUGGAAUACCUAAAUAAUUGGUUUGGAGAAAGAGACUUUACUCCAGAGUUGGGAAGAUGGCUUUAUGCUCUAUUGGCUUGUCUUGAAAAACCCUUAUUACCUGAAGCUCAUUCACUAAUUCGGCAACUUGCAAGAAGGUGCUCUGAAGUGAGGCUCUUAGUGGAAAACAAAGAUGAUGAGCGAGUUCCUGCUUUGAAUUUAUUAAUCUGCUUGGUUAGCAGGUAUUUUGACCAACGUGAUUUAGCAGAUGAGCCAUCUUGA